GACUGAUGCCACUGUUUCUAAGAAGCAAACUGCAUUGCGUCCUCCACAAUCAGAGACUUUUUUGUUUGAAUUAAGGGAGCUUGUUCAGUCGAAUUUUUAUUUCUUUUCAGAUGUUGAAGGGAUUGGGACACUAUGUGGCUCAUCGUGCUUUACGGCGGUUAAGUGCAUUUAAUUGAGGUUUUGCUCGUAAUUUGUGAUAAAAUUGAAGUGAGGUCGGCCAUGCUCCUUCGACGUGCACAUCAAUGGGCUCCCAUUGCGGUCGAAGGGAGUUCUUUCGGUGUGCUACGGGUUGCAGACAGAUCUCCGCUGCCACUGGUUCCUUUGCUCAGAAGAGGGGAGGAUUGAGCGACGAAAACAAGGAUGGCGAAGCUGACCCUGAUGGAAAGCCUAUUAGAGGAAAGCGGGAGAUCAUCAGCGAUGAUGAGAUUGCUCAAACACCCUUCAUAUACAACUUUUCUGGUGUAGAACCCGACUACAAAGCUUGUCGCUUGUCAGAACCUGUGAAAGAAAGAAUCUGGAGAUCUUACCGUGACAAUCCGGAGCCUGUGACGAUUGACAGACUAGCGAAAGAGUAUCGGAUACGCAAGCAGCGCGUGCAUGCAAUUGUAUGGCUUGUAGACAUUGAAAAGCAGGAGGAAGCAACUCAAGGGAGUCCCUUGGACAAAGAUAUUGAAGAAUACUUUGAGAGAAUAGAUGGUACUUUUGAGGCUGCUGAUGGUGAGCGCCACGUUAAAAUUAGACGCACUUGUCCUGUGGUGAAGAAUUUGGCUGCAGAAGAUGACGAGGGGCCGGAUUGGGACGAGCUAUCGGCAAAAGAAGUUGAGAUGAUGCUCUAUGAGUUUGAGAGACGAAUGUCUUUUAACAAAAAGCAGAUUGCUGGCAUGAUAAAUACGGACAUUAUUAGCAGAAGAAGACCCUCUGUUGGAUGGAGUUAUCUUGUGGAAGAGUUGGGUGAACAGGGCAAAAGGGGGAAAAGGGGUGGUAAGCGAUUUGUUUCGGAACCUGAUGGAACUCGAAGAGGACUAAACGAACUCGAGAAAGAAUUUCUGAAGAGGGAGAGCUUGAUACCUAGAAGAAAGAUGACAGCAAGAUAAUCUGCUUCACUUCACACGGUACAUCUACAUUAAAGUAGAAUAUUGUGACAUCUUUUAAUGCAUUCUUAAUAGACAACUUAGCAAUUCAUGAGGGAAGAACUUGUCACCGGCUCUUUACCAUUCACGUUCUGGUUCUAGUAUGGGAUUUUUAAACGAAGGUUUGCAUGUCCUUCCAGACCAUCACAUCAAUAGGUAUAGCGUGUUAGUAUUAAAUUUAUGGUCAUUGAGUUGUUGAACUACAUACUAGUUAUUACAAGCCUAGACUCAUGGCUCAUCCAAGUUGAGAAGUAGUGAUAUUCCGUUGGAGAUUUCACAGUCGCUUUCAAACGAUUGUUGAAGCGAACAUGAAAGUAAAACCCAUUAGUGUUUAGAGUCAACUACUUAUCUGGAACUCUUCAAUAAAAAGUUCCUUCUCAAAUACUUGUCAGGUCGUGUGAUCGUGUGGACGUAUGGAUUCAAUAUUAAUUCAGUUGGUGGAAAUUUUCAGAAGAUGAA
This is a messenger RNA of Physcomitrium patens, 1589 nucleotides long. Its product is annotated as protein GAMETE CELL DEFECTIVE 1, mitochondrial. The record is from RefSeq and is a predicted model, not a curated record. Lineage: Eukaryota; Viridiplantae; Streptophyta; Bryopsida; Funariales; Funariaceae.